AUGAGGUCUCUCAAAUUCCGUCAUCUAAUCACGCUCUACUUUCGUUGGUUGCCUUUGGAACUCUUUUCCCUCCAUCAAAGCCCAAAUCCGUAUCUAAGUCUCUCUCAAAUUCCGUCAUCUAAUCACGCUCUACUUUCGUUGGCUGCCUUUGGAACUCUUUUCCCUCCAUCAAAAGCCAUUAUGAACUCUUUUCCCUCCAUCAAAGCCAUUAUGGUCUCUCAAAUUCCGUCAUCGUCACUCUACUUUCGUUGGUUGCCUUUUGGAACUCUUUUCCCUCCAUCAGCCAUUAUGAGUCUCUCAAAUUCCCUCUACUUUCGUUGGUUGCCUUUGGAACUCUUUCCUCCAUCAAGCCAUUAUAGGUCUCUCAAAUUCCGUCAUCUAAUCACGCUCUACUUUCGUUGGUUGCCUUUGAACUCUUUUCCCUCCAUCAAAGCGUAUGUCUCUCAAAUUCCGUCAUCUAAUCACGCUCUACUUUCGUUGGUUGCGCUGAGACUCUUUUCCCCUCCAAAGCCAUUGUGGGUCUUCUCUCAAAUUCCACUUUUCCCUCCAUCAAAGCCAUUAUGGAUCUCUCAAAUUCCGUCAUCUAAUCAAGCUCUACUUUCGUUGGUUUGCCCUUUGGAACUCUUUUCCCCUCCAUCAAAGCCGUAUGAGUCUCUCAAAUUCCGUCUCUCUCAAUUCCAUCAUCUAAUCACGCUCUACUUUCGUUGGUUGCCUUUGGAACUCUUUCCCUCCAUCAAAGCCAUUAUGGAGUCUCUCAAAUUCCGUCAUCUAAUCACGCUCUCUCUUUCGUUUUUGGUUCUCCAUCAGCCUUUACGACUCUUUCUCUCCAAAUUCCGUCAUCUAAUCCGCUCUACUUUCGUUGGUUGCCUGGCCUCUUUUCCCCUCCAUCAAAGCCAUUAUGAUUCUCUCAAAUUCCUCUCUCAAAUUCCGUCAUCUAAUCACAUCUACUUUCGUUGGUUGCCCUUUGAACUCUUCCUCCCUCUAUUGGCCAUUAUGAGUCUCUCAAAUUCCGUCAUCAAUCACGCUCUACUUUCGUUAAGUUUGCCUGAACUCUUUUCCCUCCAUCGUAUUAUGGUCUCCUCCUCAAAUCCGUCAUCUAAUGCGCUUUCUACUUUCGUUGGUUGCCUUUGGAACUCUUUUCCCUCCAUCAAAGCCAUUACGGUUCUUUUGAACUCUUUUUUCCUCCAUCAUUAA
This is a messenger RNA of Acanthosepion pharaonis, 1194 nucleotides long. Lineage: Eukaryota; Metazoa; Mollusca; Cephalopoda; Sepiida; Sepiidae. The record is from the annotation of a GenBank genome assembly.